Brettanomyces nanus is the source of this 1395-nucleotide messenger RNA. RefSeq lists its product as uncharacterized. Gene Ontology annotation, biological process: citrate metabolic process; carbohydrate metabolic process; tricarboxylic acid cycle. The record is from RefSeq and is a predicted model, not a curated record. Lineage: Eukaryota; Fungi; Ascomycota; Pichiomycetes; Pichiales; Pichiaceae. Gene Ontology annotation, cellular component: mitochondrial matrix. The transcript is spliced from 2 exons. The coding region runs from base 1 to 1395 and encodes 464 amino acids.
AUGUCGUUUAGAAACAUCGCUACCAGAUCGCAAUUGGCCACCAGGGCCUUUUCAGCCACCAGGGCUUAUUCGUCGGGUUCAACGGCUCUAAAAGAGAGAUUUGCCGAGCUACUACCGGGUUGGCAAUCGGAAGUUAAGGACUUGAAGAGUAAAUAUGGAGAGACGGUGAUUGGUGAAGUGACGUUGAACCAGGCUUAUGGUGGAAUGAGAGGAAUUAAAGGACUUGUUUGGGAAGGUUCUGUGUUGGAUCCAUACGAAGGUAUCAGAUUCAGAGGAAGGACGAUUCCUGAGAUCCAGAAGGUUCUACCAAAAGUAGAAGGAGGUGAAGAGCCAUUACCAGAGGCAUUAUUCUGGUUAUUAUUGACCGGAGAAGUUCCUAGUUUUGAGCAAACCAAGUCUUUAUCGGAAGAUUUGGCCGCUAGAUCGAAGUUACCAAAGCAUGUAGAGGAUUUAUUGGACCAUUGUCCAGCAACUUUGCAUCCAAUGGCCCAAUUUUCCAUUGGUAUUAAUGCCUUGGAAUCGGAAUCGGAGUUUGCCAAGGCUUAUGCCAAUGGUGUAGGUAAAAAAGAGUACUGGAAGUACACGUACGAGGAUUCUAUUAACCUAUUAGCCAAAUUGCCAACUAUUGCAGCCAAGAUCUACAGAAAUGUGUUCAAGGACGGUAAAGUGGCUCCUGUAGAUGGAUCUGUUGACUACGCAAGGAACUUUGCUACUCAAUUAGGCUUUGGAUCUAACAAGGAAUUCAUCGAGUUGAUGAGAUUGUAUUUGUGUAUUCAUUCGGACCACGAAGGUGGUAAUGUGUCCGCUCAUACUACUCACUUGGUCGGUUCUGCAUUAUCGUCGCCAUAUCUCUCUUUGGCAGCAGGUAUGAACGGUUUGGCUGGUCCAUUACAUGGCAGAGCCAAUCAGGAGGUUUUGGAAUGGUUGGUUUCGAUGAAAAAGGAGUUAAAAGGUGAUUUUUCGAAAGAGAAGAUCGAAAAAUACCUUUGGAAGACUCUUAACUCCGGUAGAGUCAUCCCAGGUUAUGGUCAUGCCGUUUUGAGGAAGACUGAUCCUAGAUAUAUGGCUCAGAGACAGUUUGCUUUGAAGCAUAUGAAAGAUUACGACAUGUUUAAGCUUGUUUCUACCAUCUACGAAGUUGCUCCAAAGGUUUUGAAGGAACAGGGUAAGACCAAGAAUCCAUGGCCAAAUGUUGACUCUCACUCAGGCAUCUUGUUACAGUACUAUGGAUUGACUGAGCAGUCAUUUUAUACCGUUUUAUUUGGUGUUGCAAGAGCUUUUGGUGUUCUUCCAGCCUUAAUUAUCGAUAGAGGACUUGGAUUCCCACUUGAGAGACCAAAGAGUUUCUCUACUGAGAAGUACAAGGAGCUAGUUGAGAGUCUUGCCAAGAAAUAG